Molecule: messenger RNA, 2635 nt
Organism: Pectinophora gossypiella (pink bollworm)
Lineage: Eukaryota; Metazoa; Arthropoda; Insecta; Lepidoptera; Gelechiidae
Exons: 6
Coding region: 272-1885 (537 amino acids)
Biological process (GO): cell surface receptor protein tyrosine kinase signaling pathway; intracellular signal transduction
Source: RefSeq, a predicted model, not a curated record
CACGGUCCGUCCAGUGUUCUAUCGAGUGUCCCACCGGAGUGGUGCUAAAUUUAUCACUAACAGGAUAUUCGAAAAUAGCUCCCUGUUUUCUGUAGUUUUGUCCAUGUUUGGUGAGUUGUAUUUUGUGGUUGGGUUGUGAAGGCUACCUGGGUAUUGUCGUAAAGAAUGAGCGUUGAUGGGAAUUAGUCAGACAGAAGCAAUAAGAAUUCAACAUCAAUGACUGACUAAACAUUGAACACACUACCCAUCCCGUUUAUACUCUUCAUCAGCCAUGGAAAAGAAAGAGAAGGCACGAAGAGUGGAAGACUUAGAUGUGCAGGGAGUAGUGGGAGUACUAGAGAGAUGGGAAAUGGGAGAUUUUGUGGAGUUUGUGAGGGAGAAGCAAGUGAAUGGAAGAAAACUGUUGGGAACCACUGAAGGUAUUGUGAAGUUGUGGAGGCCGCGAGCCAACGCUAAGAAAUUCAUAGAAUUUAUCGCAGAACUCAAAACUGAGCCUGAGAAAUAUUUAGACAAUGUAAAAGAGCAACUUGAAACAAAACCUGAAGUUGAUGUACAAGCUCAAUAUCAAACGGUAAAAGCAAAACGAAUUAGAGAACAGUUGGCAUCAACAUCACUUAGCGUUGAAGACAUUUUGAAGAAAAUUGUGCCUGCUAAGAGUUUCUUGUACAGAAACCAACCCACAAACACAGACAAGCCUGUGACGUCAUACCUCCCUAUGGAUUCCGGCAGACCAAAGAAAUCAAAGCGGUUCUUCCGCCUAAGUUCAUACGAGUAUCCACACUUUGACAUCAAGCAGCUAAGAUUCUCAAGAACUGAAAAUUUCAACGAUCGAGGAUACUACUCAGUCAAAACCAACAGCCAAUACUACAUUCAAAAAACUGCUAAAAAACCAGAAUCUAGAAAGUAUAAAUCGUUAACAACUGCUGAGGAAUUGGAAAAAUGCCCUGAAGAUCAUUUCUAUGAAGACUUGAAUUAUAAUGAAGUCGCUAAAGAAGACAAUGACAUUAGAGAAAUAAAACCAGCUCAAGGGAAUACGAUGCCUGGCUUAGUGAAAAUUCAAGAACUCUUUCAUUCUUUUAAGCUUCCAUUCUUUAAGAAAACUGAAGAAAAAGAAGGAGCAACAAGUCUAGAUACUGCACCCACAAAGAGUGAAAAAGACGUACAUAUUUAUGAGAAUAGUGAUAGUGCAGCCAGCAUGUACGAUUCUAUUCAUAUUAAUUCACAAGACGAAGAACAUAAUGGAGCGAAACAGUCGGGCUUGCCUGUAGAAGAUUACCUGGAGCCAGUGCAGCUGACGAAAGACUACUGCGACGUGGCGCUGCGGCCGCGGGACGACUCCAUCCUCGGGUAUAUCCUCAGUCUGUUCGAGAGCUUCGGUAUAAGGCGCGAAACAAAUGACUCGAGUCCGGAAGCGUGCGCGGACGCCGACAACGCCCGGAGGUUGCCGAGCGAGCCCGAAGACGAGCCGAGGAAGAAAUCCAACAUGGCCGACCGCCCGCUGCCGGUGCCCGUGGAAAAUGAGCCCUAUUUCAUGAACAUAGACCGCACUGAGGCUGAAAACCUGCUUAGGGGACAUCCUGAUGGCACUUUUGUGCUGAGACCUUCGAGUCAGCCAAACCACGCAUACACGCUGACAGUAUCGUGCGCAAACGCAGUGCAUAACGUGGGCGUGCGCCGGCGGCCGGACGGUCGGCUCGCGCUUGGCUUCGCACGGAAGGGGGAGCGGAGCUUCACGAGUGUGACGUCACUGCUACGUCAUCACCGCAAGAGAAGACUAUUGCUGGUAGCGGGGGGGGAUGUUUGUGGGGCGACGACCCUGAACGAGACGCCACAGUAUUAUCAGACACCUAGUAAUUUGCCUCUCCCCCUAUCUCGAAAACAGUAAGAAAGGAUUCCAUUACCGACGAAAAGAUACACGGAAUUUAGUCUGGUAUAAGAUCGUGGUGUGGUAGUGCUGGAAAGAGUUGGAGAAAAGAGAACCAUAUUGAAGACUAUAGAGAACCGGAGAGGAAAUAUGACUGGCCACCUGAUACGACACGAUUCAUUUAUAACAAACAUGGGUAGAGAUGGGUAUAGAGGGAAAAAUUGAAGGGAAGAGAGGAAGGGGUAGACCUAGGAGAACAUUUAUGAAACAAAUAAAAGAGAAUGUGCAGGUCGUGUCGUAUCGGGAGGUGAAGGUUUUGGCGGGAGGAAGAGAGGAAUGGCGAUUACUCCACCGACAAGAGCGCAGCUCUUUAAUAGAGAGAGAGAGAAGAUCGUGGAAUGCGUGAAGAACUUAACAUAACAAAACACCCAAUCCCAAUGGUGUCAGAGAGACAUCCAUCAGAAGAUGAACUAAGUACCCGCAGCUCACCGAGCUUUUAAUUAAACCAAGGUGAUAAGUUGUGAGGUGAUCCGUACUGCCGCCGUCUAUAAUGGUCGAGCCAACUACUUGGUGCAAGUCCGGUACCAGGUUUGGAACUGGUGCUUCCAUUUCACAGGAUCACAGUGACUGAGACACGUGAAGCAGGAGUUCAUAUCGGUAUCAAUUACAGACCAAAACGGGCUGCAAGAAGCCAGCAGGGACAAAUGGAAUUUCUACAGAAUUGUUUAAUAUCAAUGAAGAAUAAAUAAAGAGUAGAAGGAAGCCAUUUGA